Molecule: messenger RNA, 5312 nt
Organism: Oncorhynchus masou masou (cherry salmon)
Lineage: Eukaryota; Metazoa; Chordata; Actinopteri; Salmoniformes; Salmonidae
Product: PDZ domain-containing protein 4-like
Molecular function (GO): protein binding
Source: RefSeq, a predicted model, not a curated record
UUCCUCGUCUGUUGUUGCCUCACUGGGAUUCGUGUGCAGGUGUGCGUGUUAUUGGGUUUCGUGUAGCCAAUACAUACUGCUAAUCUUAGCUCAACAGCCAGGGCUUGAGAUUCAGGCAGUAGGAUAGAUUGUUCAGUGGGCAGAUUAUCUCUCUCUCCUCUUGGUCUGUUUCAAUGGAGGUAAACCAGAAGAUGUCAAUGACCCCAAGCACCAAUGAAAAAGUACUGAGGAGUCCAUUGGUCCUGAAAAGGUGAAAGUACCAGAACAAAAGAAAAGUGAAACCUGAGAAAAAGGCUGUCAGAGGGAUAACUUAUCACACAAGCCGGACUCGAGCAAUCCUUCUAAACCUGGAGAGGGAGUGUUAGGGGAAAAAGAGGGCAAGAAGUUAUUUGAUAUCGGCGCCUGAUUGCAUCUGAAACUUUGAAAGAGUUUCUUUAAAAGAGUGCUGAGGAUUAGCUGAGCUGAGCGUGAGACCAGAGAAAGGCGUGGGCGAGUUCACGUCGAGUUCCAUUGGGGAAAAAGUCUCAGCUAGUUGAGAGAGACAGCUCAAAAGGUGACUGUUCAACAGAAAUCAUGCAGAAUUAGGCUGCAUACACUUUAGGUCUAGGUCACAUGCAUGAUUAUUAUUGACAGGUGAUUGAAUCAUUAUUGAAUAGUUAUGAUGGACUGUCUUAAAUACAAUACAACACAAUAACACCGAUCAGUCAGUCAAUCUGUCAGUCCUUUCAACCCAUCCUCAGCUCCCUUGUCAACUUACUCAUCUCUCAGUCCCCCCCCUCCCACCCUCUGACUCACCAGUCCAAAAAUCCUGAUGAAGUCACGCAAAACCUAACCUGAAUAUAACCACUCCACGCUUAUGAAGACAAACAAAGAUAUGUGUACUCUGCAAUGGGGACAGAAACAGAUGGGAGGACACCCAAAACCCUUUUUUAAAUGUAGGGAUUAGGUUUGGAUUGUAAAACUUGACAUCUGGAACGAGGAUAGGAACAGGACACAGGGACACAGCCUGUUUUUGGGGACAGAGAAACUCUGAUAUCCAUAAUCCACAGUGCCCUGAAAUAAGAGUGGUUGACACUCAGGACCUGUAGGUCUGUGGGGAGCUCUCUGACUGCCACACCGAAGGGAGAGAGAGGUGUUUUAAGGUACUGUUCUCCUGGACUAGUUUGGCCCCGCCUGGCCUGAGUCCAGGACACCAUGGGGUGUAACAUGUGUAUGGUUCAGAAGCCUGAGGAACAGUACAGGGUCAUGUUCCAGAAGGGUCAAAUAAGUAACAUGCUGUGUUCUUUAGAUGGAGAAGGUCGAUUGAAGUUGAAUGGUAAAGAGCUGUCUCGUCUCUCUGAGGACACCACCCUGGAUGUGAAAGACCCCCUGCUGUCUCACGUAUUAAGGAGGGGGACCCGGAGGCGGGCGGGACAUGCAGGGCGACUAGCGGGGCUGGACGGGACAGUAGCAGUGACAGGGGGGCUGACUGACUGUGUGGACAGCGGCACUCAGACUGACAUCAGCUUCCAGCACAUCUUGACCCUGGGAAGGACCGCCCACAACCCAUGUGGAGCCCCGCCCCCUCACCCUUCCCCCUCUCCACCGCUGCCACCCAUCCUGGAACCCUACCUGCUCAAUGAGUUUCUCCUAGAGCCUGAAUAUUAUGAACCCAACAACUACUUUGACAUCCCUCAGCAGGAGGGGGAUCUCCGACAGGAUGAGUUAGAAUACGAGGAGGUUGAGCUGUAUAAGUCUCGUCAGCAGGACAAACUGGGGUUAACGGUGUGCUACCGGACAGACGAUGAGGAGGAUCUGGGGAUCUAUGUGGGCGAGGUCAACCCCAAUAGUAUAGCUGCUAUGGAUGGCCGCAUCCGAGAGGGGGAUAGAAUAUUACAGAUAAACGGGGUGGACAUCCAGAACAGAGAGGAGGCGGUGGCCAUUCUUACCAGGGAGGACAGUACCAACAUCUCCCUGCUCCUGGCCCGGCCCGAAAUAGAGAAUGACAACCAGCUGGACCCAGAUGAGCUGGAGCUGGAGGUUCUGGAUAAUGCCGUCCAUCUACCUAGCCCCCAUCAGCUGAGGAACGGGGCCUCCAUUCUCAAUGCAGAACCAGGGGUCAUGGGUGGUGGUGGGGUGGGAGGCCGUGGGUGGGGUCACCGUGACUCUCCUAGCCUGCUCCACACGGUGCUGAGCAACAGCCAGGAGCUGGACAGCGGGGUUGGCCGUACGGACGAGAGCACCCGCAACGAGGAGUCCUCAGAACAUGACCUGCUGGGAGACGACCAGACCAGUGCCCCCACCACCAACGCCACCAACACCCCCGGCAGCAUGCGCAGGUUCCACUCUGGCCAAGGGGACAGGGACACCCCACCCCUGCUCCAUGGUCACUCCACAGAGUUCCACUUCAGCACAGACUCUCUGCUGGGGCUGGACUGUCUGGGUGGUGGAGGAGGAGUGGGGGGUGUUGACCUGGCAGGGGAGAGGGUCUACACAGCUGACCCAGUGGGGAUGAUGCCUGGCCUGACGGAGGAAGAGUGCGAUAGGUACAGGGAGCUCCUGGAGAUCAAGUGCUACUAUGAGAAGAACGGCAACGCUCUUCUGCUGCUGGGGGAGCAUAGGGGUCACGGGCAGGGGGGCGAUGGGGGGGUUCCUCUGGAUGUGAACAGGAAUGAGAACCUGAUGCAGCAUGAGAUGGCCCUCCUGGAAGAGGAGCUACGCCAUCUGGAAUUCAAGUGUCGUAACAUCCUGAGGGCCCAGAAGAUGCAGCAGCUCCGGGAGCGCUGUCUGAAGGCAUGGCCCCUGGAGGAGGAGGAGGAGGAGAGCGGAGCAGGAGGUGGGGCCGGGGCUGGGCGGGUGGCUCUUCUGGUUCUCGAGGAGUCCUGUAUCCAUGAGCUGUCGGACAUUAAUGAGCUCCCUGAGAGGGAGCGCUCUGACAAGGACAGCACCAGCGCCUACAACACAGGAGGAGAGAGCUGCAGGACCACCCCUCUGGUCACCGAACAGUACCCCUCCCUCUCUGCACAUGGCCGCAGCAGCCUGGAGGGGGAUUCUUUGCAGUGUCGGACCCCCAGCCGGCACGGGGAGAGGGGAGGCAGGAGGGAGGAGAGGGGGCAGGCUAACCUGAACCAGCCCUACUCCCCUAACUCACACAGAAGGGGAGCGGAAGCCAAGACCUCCAGCCCGGGAGGCACCAAGUUCAGAUCCCUAUCCCGCGACAGGGCGGCCAGGAGGGGGUCGGACGGAGGUGCGGGACGCCCCAAAACCAACGGGACAGUAGAGGGGAGGGGAAGAGGACGUAGUGCUGAGAACAGCCCUUAUCUGUCCCGCCGCCACUCUGGCCCCAGAAUCCCCCAGCGCUACCAAAGCUGCAUGCAGCUGAGGUCCCCCUGUACCUCCGAGGGCCUGGAGCGACCCAGGGAGGGCAGCGACAGUCCCAUGAGUCUGGGGAGCACAUGCAAGAACAUUCCCUCCUUACCCAUCCUCCCUCCCCUCCCGCAGCCAGCCUCACCACGUAUGGAGUGGAAGGUCAAAGUACGAAGCGACGGCUCCCGCUAUGUUGCCAAGCGUCCCGUUAGGGACCGCCUCCUGAAGGCCCGGGCCAUGAAGAUCCGAGAAGAGCGCAGUGGCAUGACCACGGACGACGAUGCCGUCAGCGAGAUGAAGAUGGGCCGCUAUUGGUCGAAAGAGGAAAGGAAGCAGCAGUUGCUGAGGGCCAGGGAGCAGCGCAGACGCAGGGAGUUUAUGAUGCAGAGCCGGCUGGACUUCCUGAGGGAGUCGCAUGGUGGUGGACAACACGGGGCUACACAGGGACAGGAGCCCACUACCAUCCUGGAGCUCAGCCACAGGAGGAGCCAGAAGAAACGGAGCCGUAGGAUCCUGGAUAACUGGAUCACCAUCCAGGAACUACUGGCUCACGGGACCAGAUCACCUGACGGGAAGAAGGUCUACAACCCUCUGCUGUCAGUCACCACUGUUUAAUGUAGAGGGGAGAGGUGAUGGGUAUAGAGGACAGAGAAAGGAAGACCGAGAGGACGAGAAGAGUGGAGAAGUAGUUUGUGGUGGGGUUGAUUUUGAGGAAAAUAAAUCCACCUCAAUCUUGUAUGUCACUGCCAUAGAGGAAUCAUCUUUUUAUCUGUGCCAUUAUAGGGUCUGUGACAGCCUGGGCAGCUCCAUUGAGGCGAUAACCCAUAGGAAUCCCCACCCAGUUGACUACUUUAUAGCGGAAGCCUUCAAUGGCAAUAUCCACACUUAAACAGGUAUAUCCAUUGAGUUUUGUUAUCUCUAUGGUCACUGCACAUAGGAGAGGGAGAACGGGUGAGAUCGCACCACGUGCUGCAUAGUCACCACAGCCUUUGAAGAGAGGAAGAAAAGAAUGGUGCAAUGUAGAACAACAGAACGUAAUUAAGCAAUAAGGCCCGAGGAGGUGUGGUAUAUGGCCAAUAUACCAGAGCUAAAGGGCUGUUCCUAUGCGAGACGCAUCCUGGCGUGCCUGGACACAGCCCCUAGUGGUAUAUUGGGCAUAUGCCACAAGCACUCUAGGUGCCUUAUUGCUACUAUUAACUGGUUACCAAUGUAAUUAGAGCAGUAAUUAGUAUUUUUUUCAUACCAAUGGUAUAAGAUCUGAUAUACUACAGCUUUCAGCCAAUCAGCAUUCAGGACUCGACCUACUUUAUAAUUACCAAUAUUGCAACCUGUCAUUUCUGCCUGAGAGAAAAGGAUAAACAUAGGGAGGCAAGACGAGUAAAAAGCAAGCUCUGGUGAAAUAAACCAACCUGUAGUUAUUGACCAUGCUUAUAAGGACAGUGCCUUGUAUGCCAACUAAUAUGCUUGUGUAAGGCAUUUACAAAGCACAUUGGGAAAGAACAGAGCCUGGGCCUUAUUGACUAACGACUGAAAUGGACAUUGCGGUAAGAUCUGACAAGCAUGCGUUUUCAUAUGAAUAAAUUGAGAAGCACAGUGAGAAAAAAGGCACCAAAUGCCACAGCACACGACAACUACAUAUCUGGUGGUGGAAACGUGAUGAAAUGUUUUGGAGUCUGAUGACUGGUACGAUCGUAUGGAGUUACUUACUCAUACGGUAUGACAGAACAAUGAGGAGUGGUAAGUGGUUCUUUGACAUUUAGUUACUUGCAUGUUGACUAUAAAUGUAAAAAGGAACAACUUAAAAUAGACUUUAAAAAGUUCAAAAAUCUUAGUGUGAAAUUGUGGAUGUGAUAAUGUGACAUGUUCUUCACUUGUUCAAUUCUUAGACUAGAAAACUGUGUGGCCCUGUUUGUUCAGUAUACUGUGAUGUCUAGUCCAUAAGCGUUUUACAAUAAAAGCUUUUCUAU